Phanerochaete carnosa HHB-10118-sp is the source of this 2187-nucleotide messenger RNA. RefSeq lists its product as uncharacterized. Bases 53 to 1612 code for a protein of 519 amino acids. Gene Ontology annotation, cellular component: preribosome, large subunit precursor. Lineage: Eukaryota; Fungi; Basidiomycota; Agaricomycetes; Polyporales; Phanerochaetaceae. The transcript has a single exon. Gene Ontology annotation, biological process: ribosomal large subunit assembly; rRNA processing. The record is from RefSeq and is a predicted model, not a curated record.
CUAGCUGUACUGACUUCAUUCCAGACCCCAAGAGGAAAAUGACGAAGUGGAGAUGGAGGAACCUUCUCGGAGCGAGGCCGCGGCAAGCUCAACUCCUCAUAAUGCUACCGGUAACGACGCCUCAGGGUCUCGUUCCGUCUAUCAAAGCGAAGCUCGGCAGCAACCACUCGCGGCGAACCCUUUGCGAAACCUUGGUGACGCCUUGCGUGAGAUCUCUCAGCGUUUUAAUGAAAUCUUGGAGGGUAGCCCAGAGUCCGCGGAUCAGAAACAGGGCAUAGACGAUACCAGGCCCGCUCAGGUCGAACAUGUGCAGGAUGAUGAUACUCAAGAGGAUAUGCAAGCCCUCGGUCCAGCACGUCAGGACGAGGUAGCGAAGCUGCGCGAACUCGACCUCGUAGACGAUGAGCAGGCGCCUGUGGACCCCGUCGCGAUGGAUGUCGACACAGAAUUGCUAGACAAGCCGCAGCCAAUUCAGCCCGAGCAUGGCACCUUGUCUGCGCUGGAGGCCGAGGCGACCUCCGAGGCCAUGAACUCGGCUGUUGAGAGCAUCAUGACAUCGUCUGAUCUCAAUAAGUCUAGACUUGCGGGUGAUGUAGGGAUGCCAUCAACACCUGUCGCAGACCGUGUCCUGAAAGAAGACGAGGACGAAGCCGAUAGCAAGCUCGAGCUCGAGGUGCGAGAGUGGCAAGCGCGUGGCCAGCCGAUCGACGAUGCGGAACGCAUUUGGCGGCGUUACGAAUCUCUAACACACGAUCUCUCAUAUGCUCUUUGCGAGCAGCUCCGCCUGAUCCUUGAGCCCACGCGAGCAACAAGACUCAAGGGUGACUACCGCACUGGCAAGCGUCUGAACAUGAAGAAGAUUAUUCCGUACAUCGCCUCCGAGUACACAAAAGACAAGAUCUGGCUGCGUCGCACUCGACCGAGCCAGCGCGAGUACCAGGUGCUCAUCGCACUCGAUGACUCACGCUCCAUGGCGGAGUCGCACUCUGUCCAUCUCGCGUUUCAGACGCUCGCGCUUGUCUCCAAGGCACUUAGCCGACUCGAGGUCGGUGACGUUGGCAUCGCCAAGUUCGGCCAGACCGUCGAGGUCCUACAUGGGUUCGGGAGUGGACCGUUCACUGACCAAGCCGGCGCGAAAAUCAUCGACGCAUUCCGCUUCGACCAGAAGGCGACACAGGUGUUGUCUCUACUGGAAACCAGCCUUGCGAUGCUCGAACAAGCGCGGGAGCGCCGGUCUGCGUCGUCCUCUACGGCUGCUGACCUCUGGCAAAUGGAGAUCAUCAUAUCCGACGGUGUCUGCCAGGACCACGAGCGGCUUCGCACGGUUCUCCGUCGCGCCGAAGAGCAACGUGUCAUGGUCGUCUUCAUUAUCCUGGAUUCCCUUCAUUCGAACGUCGCCGCGACUACCACCAACAGCGCAAAUCAAAACUCGAUUGUCUCAAUGAAUCAGGUUGCAUACAAGGAUGUUAACGGGCGAAUGGAGCUAUCCGUGACGCGCUAUUUGGACACCUUCCCUUUCGAAUACUAUGUGGUGGUCAGAGAUGUUGGGGCGUUACCGGAGGUGUUGUCGAGUACGCUAAAGCAGUUCUUCGAGAGGAUCUCAGAGGAGUAGAAUUGAUUUGUAUUUUUCCAUGUUUAUGUUUAUGACAGCACGAGCAAAUCAUCCGCAUUUUACAAAGAUAUCCGACAGCGGAACGAGCCUCGUUCAGCAUCGGCUAUUGGUGGUUGACACCAAGGGCUGAACGGGCCAAAGAGCUUCGUCUUGAUUCUCCGAGAGAAGUAAAAGGGCGGAAGCGUGGGUAAAGUACGCGCUGUCCGCUCUUCGUGUGAAGACUGCGCAACGGAUCGGCGUCGCGCAGAUUGGCAACACCGUGCGUGUAGAGGGGAUGACGAACACUGUCCGAUCUCCUCCACACGACGAUGUGCAACUUCAAUCUCGGGAGGAUAAAAAUCUCUGUCACGCAAGUAGAGUGCAGAUGAUACAGGCACAAGUCAAUUUGAGAGCAGAAAGCGAGACGGUGAAGGCGAAGUCGCCAGUAGAUAUUAGCCGCGUACGUAUUAUGGUGCAAGGGAAAAUCUUUCUGCCCACAGCACCUUGCCGAGUCAUUUGCCGCCCUCUAAACGGUCCACGAGCACAACAGGGACGAGCUCAUUGGGGAGCAUGGCUGCGGUCUACACAAAACAUGA